AUGGACCUUGCUUGCAGGUGGGCUUUGGAUUGGAUAUGGGCAUUUUAUAUAAGCCAUGAGGCAGUCUUGCGAGGGGGUCUACCACAUCUUUUCCAAAAUCGUGGACUGGCGCGAGCGCAAGCCUUCCGAAACGCUUUGUCUCAUACGGGAACAGUACAGAUUCGUGUGACUUCACAGGUCCCCGAAAACAAAUACACACAGCUUAUAGACAGUACUUUUUCAUCAACGCUGCGCGACGCAUCCUCCUCUGUUGUUGCAAGAAGUGACUCAUAUUUGAGAGGAAUGACGAGCAACGACGGUGGUAGCAAUAGUAGCACACCGAUGACAAUGGCGACUUCGGCGCAAGAGAAGUUGGCUGCAUCGGCUCGCAAGCUGAUUCGCAACGUCGAAGACGCCAUUUCCAAAAAGAACAACUCCGAUACUAACAGUAAGGAGGGAGGCUCCUCAAUAGAAAGUGCGUUUCGAGCAAUGUUCAGCGUUUGUACAAAUGGCGCAGGAAUGGUUUCGUCCGAAGCUAAAGAUCUCGAUCUCAGUGUCGCGCCAUGUAAUGGUAGCGGCACUCCACGCGUUGAAUGGUGCGAUCCAACUGAUCCCAGGGCGUCCUCACAACCACAAGAAGCGUCUCAGCAACCAGGUCUUUCCAGCACCGCCAAGUCUGACAAUGGCGAGCAUAUAUACGCUCAGCUCUUUUUCGACGAUCAAAUCAGAGCAGCGAAAGCUGUAAAUGCAGUGAGAGAUCAAGACUACAAAUCUCCGGAAGUUACUACCCGCGCCUUCCCUGUACCAAGGCCAUUCCAUGUGUCGGCUCCACAUCAGACGUCACCUUUUCGAAGAGAUUCGGCUCCGCUCAAAUCAGAUGAACUCAAUAUUCCUUGCAACACGACCUUCGACGAUAGCAUCUCUGCCAUCUCAGCGCACACACUUGAAGCCAUGGAACAGUCACAAAAGGCUCAACUCUUGAAGCUUCAGUCACAAUCCAGUGAGUCGUUGCUAUUCCCAGCUUUGAAUCCAAGAUUAAAACCUCCCUCUUCUGCUCAAAGACAAGAAGGAAGUAUAGGUGCUAGUCCGAGUCCCUUUGCUCUCCCUCGAUCUAGAAGCAGCAAGAGUUGGUGCAGUAGGAACAGUGGACGUUUCAGCACACCAAGCAAGAACAGUCAUUCGACGCGAACCACCCAGUCAAGCGCUAGUUUCGAACACAUGUGGAAUCAUCAAGAAGCCAAGUUUUGGGAAAAGGAAGUCCAGCAGGAUGAAACUUUCCAGAGAGGCACCAAUCUGUCUUUAACUCAACGCAAUCGAAGCUCGCGCCUUGACAAACAUCCUCAUGACACCGUUCAUUUCGAGCAAAAUAUUGCCGAGGAUGCUGAGCUGGCCGAAAUCUAG
This is a messenger RNA of Phaeodactylum tricornutum CCAP 1055/1, 1380 nucleotides long. RefSeq lists its product with no specific name. The transcript has 2 exons. The coding region runs from base 1 to 1380 and encodes 459 amino acids. The record is from RefSeq and is a predicted model, not a curated record. Lineage: Eukaryota; Bacillariophyta; Bacillariophyceae; Surirellales; Neidiaceae.